ACCCAUUCCCUUCUCAUCUUCCACUAUAAAAAUUCUGCAACUGCCAAGUAUAAUUCCGAAACUGUGAAUUUAACUUCUAUCCAUUAAAACUAUGGGUGAAAUACAAAAUAUGAACUCCAAAUUCACAAAUUAUCAUGUAAUUUUAUUCCCUUUUAUGUCCAAAGGCCACACCAUCCCACUCCUCCACUUAGCCCACCUCCUACUCCGCCGUAGCAUUGUAAUCACUGUUUUUACAACUCCGGCGAACUAUCCUUUCAUUGCUGACUUUCUUUCCAAUACCACUGCCUCUAUCAUCGUCCUUCCUUUCCCACAAAAUAAUCCAGAAAUUCCUUCUGGUGUUGAAAGCACAGACAAACUCUCUUCUAUGUCGUUGUUUCACCUUUUUAGCCUUGCCACCAAACACAUGCAACCAGACUUUGAACGAAAACUUGAAACUCUUCGGUCAUCGGUUAACUUUAUUGCGUUUGAUGGGUUUCUAUGGUGGGUUGCUGAGUCUGCUAUGAAGUUUGGUAUUCCAAAACUGUUAUUCUUAGGUUCGAAUAAUUAUUCUUCAUGUCUCUUAAAAGCUGUAUUAGAAGAUGGCCUUCUGUCAAGGCCUGAGUUAGAUAAUGACGAGUUAAUGACUGUGAGACAGUUUCCAUGGAUAAAGGUCAAUAGAAAUGACUUCGACCCAUUAUUUACUGGCGCUGAACUAAAGGGUCCUCCUUUGGAGCAUCUGUCAAAGGUAAACAUAGCACAUUCACUAUGCGAUGGUUUUAUAACAAAUAGUUUCUACCAACUUGAAUCUAUUUUGGUUGAUUAUUGGAACACUCGUAAUAAACAAAAGUCCUGGUGUGUGGGGCCAUUAUGUCUAGCCAAGAAAUUACAGAAAAUAGAAAGAGACGAACCAUUUUAUAAGAAACCCAGUUGGAUUCGGUGGUUAGACCUAAAGUUAAAUGAAGGAAGCUCAGUCUUGUACGCAGCUUUUGGAUCUCAGGCUGAGAUCUCGCAGGAACAAUUAAAUGAGAUAGCAAAUGGGUUGGAAGAAUCUAAGGUGAACUUUUUAUGGGUGAUAAGGAAAAAAGAGUCAGAACUUGGAGAAGGCUUCUUAGAAAGAGUAAAAGAAAGAGGAAUUAUAGUGAGAGAUUGGGUUGAUCAAAUGGAAAUAUUGAUGCAUAAGAGUGUUAAAGGGUUUUUAAGUCAUUGUGGAUGGAAUUCGGUUUUGGAGAGUUUAUGUGCAGGAGUACCAAUUCUUGCAUGGCCUAUGAUGGCUGAACAACACUUAAAUGCAAGAAUGGUAGUGGAGGAGAUUAAAGUUGGAUUGAGAGUGGAGACAUGUAAUGGGUCUGUGAGAGGAUUUGUGAAGAAGGAAGGUUUAACGAAGAUGGUAAAGGAGUUGAUGGAAGGAGAGAAGGGGGCAGAGGUAAGAGAAAAGAUGAAAGAGGUUUCUAACAUGGCGAACAAAGCGAUGGAGGAAGGGACUGGAUCGUCAUGGCGUACGUUAGAUAACCUUAUUGAGGAGAUUUGUAGUAGCAAACAAGAUAGUCAAAUAGUAAUUAAUUAGUGCUAUAUAUUAGCCUGCAUGCCUAAUACAAUCAAUAAGAACACUUGAGGGUUGCAAGACUCUUGAUGUUCGGAGUUCAUGCUCUCUUAAUGCUGGAUCUUUUAAUCUAUAUUUGCACGUUAUUUGUUCGUAAUCAUUAUGUAUUCAUAUUUAAUUUUUUAUAUAAUAUUUUACUAAUUUCUUUAUCCUGAUAA
Jatropha curcas is the source of this 1737-nucleotide messenger RNA. Its product is annotated as UDP-glycosyltransferase 90A1. Gene Ontology annotation, molecular function: UDP-glucosyltransferase activity. The record is from RefSeq and is a predicted model, not a curated record. NCBI's taxonomy places the organism in Eukaryota, Viridiplantae, Streptophyta, Magnoliopsida, Malpighiales, Euphorbiaceae.